AAUGAUUUGUUUCUCUCUCGGUCAGCUGUUACCUGCUGCUUUAUGUUCACUGAGGAGCACCGUUGCUUUCAGUCGUACUGUUAGUGAAGGCCUGGCAGAGAUGUUAAGUGUGGAAUCGCUGCAGGUGGCGGAGGAGGAGGUGGUGGAAUCCAGCACCAAUAAACUCACUGACAUUUACACGUUCGUGGCUAAAGGAUGUUUUCCUCAGGCAAUGCAUCCUCUAAGAAAGAAGAAUCUCAAAAGAUACGCCCGGAAAUUCAUCAUUGACGAGGGUAAGCUGUACUAUGUGGGACCCAAGAAAGAAGAGAAGAGGGAAGUGGUAAUGGAUGUGGAGAAGAAGAGGCAGAUCUUUCUCGACUGUCACUUCAAUGACAUCGGGCAUCAUUUGGGCCAAAAGAAGACCGUCAACAGGAUCCAGAGCAAGUACUACUGGCUGGGUAUCAUCAAGGAUGUAGUGGACUGGAUUAAAGUAUGUGAGACCUGUCAGCACACAGAGAGGACUAAAAACCUGGCAAGGACUGUUCGGCCCAUCAAAGUAGAUGCACCCUGGGAUAUAGUUGGGAUUGACAUCAUAGGGCCUUUCCCGGAGACCCAGCAAGGCAACACCAAUGUUACAGUCCUCAUUGACUACUAUAGUAAAUGGCCCGAAGCUUUUCCAGUGCAAAAGACAGAUGCUCUCUCUGUUGCUAGAUGUAUUUCCAAAUGUGUAUACAGGUUUGGUGCCCCUAAAACAGUAGUGUGCACACAGAAUGGUGACUUCUGUGACGAGGUGACCAAGCUGCUGUGUGACAGGUGGAGCAUUGUGCUGAAGGUUUCUCCUCUGGAUCAACCUCAGCUCAACCCGCUGCACGACUGCACGAAUCCUUUACUGAAGGAAGCCGUCACGCAGAUGGUAACGGAGAAGCAGGCUGAAUGGGACGACUUUCUUGACCCUGUGCUGUUUCUGUUCAGAACAUCCACUAACCCCACGACCAAGUUCACCCCUUACUCUCUCAUGUUUAACAGGAAAGCUAAUUUACCCAACGAGACUACACUUAACCUGCUGAAUUGUGAUGAUCAACGGCAGGAUAUGUAUUCCACAAAGGAGGAGGCCUCUUCAUAUGUGACCAUGAUGCAGGAGCAGCAGAACUCUGUUAAACAGCUGGUGCUAGCCAAUAUGAACGCGGCCUACAAACAAGAGAAGAAGAAGAACGCCAAACGCAGGGCGCACAGCAUGCCCUCCAUGACCUUUAAAAUUGCAGAUCCCCUGUUUACAGCGGGAGACUCCCCCUCCCCGAAAAAACUGAAAGAGAGCUUAUAUUUGUCUUUCCCCGUUGAGACGGUGCUGGCCACCGAGCAAAGCGGCUCAGAAGACAUAAAAACUGAGUUAGAGUAUCACUUGGCAGAGUCUGACGUCCACUGAGGAUUUAGGACGGUCUGAAAUGAAUUUAGCAGGCACAUCAGAGGAGCAUCACCACAUGUCGUCAUGAGCUGCCUGAGGUGUUGGACGAGAGACAGAAAUCCAGAUGUUGGUGAAAUGAGUGUGAGUCAGUUGAGCACACUGCAGGCCGGUCAUCCAGAAAUGGGAUGUUUCACUCGUAGAUGAAUCUCAUGCUUAGAAUCCUCUGACCAAAGAGACUGCAGUAAAUAUUGACCCAGAUGAAUUGUUGUGCUUUUUCGCCCCCAUUUACUUACCAAAAGCAUUGUUUCCCAUGAAAAUGAUGUUAGGUUAUCUGUCUAUACUUUCUCAUACAAUAGUUUGAAUCUACAGUCCUUCAAAAUAAAAGUGUUGUUUCAUUUGUGUAGCCUUGGUGCAUACUGUAGUCACUACAAGCUGCUUCAGUUGUUAGUCUCUUUUAAUUAAUAACAUGGUAUACCCUAGUACAUCAUUUAAUAUUCAUAACAUCAGUCUCCUUGUCACCACUGCAAAAUCGGGAAACUA
Messenger RNA from Scomber scombrus (Atlantic mackerel), 1921 nucleotides. RefSeq lists its product as uncharacterized. The record is from RefSeq and is a predicted model, not a curated record. Gene Ontology annotation, molecular function: nucleic acid binding. Bases 2 to 1402 code for a protein of 466 amino acids. NCBI's taxonomy places the organism in Eukaryota, Metazoa, Chordata, Actinopteri, Scombriformes, Scombridae. Gene Ontology annotation, biological process: DNA integration. The transcript is spliced from 8 exons.